This is a messenger RNA of Daphnia pulex (common water flea), 2816 nucleotides long. RefSeq lists its product as uncharacterized. NCBI's taxonomy places the organism in Eukaryota, Metazoa, Arthropoda, Branchiopoda, Diplostraca, Daphniidae. The record is from RefSeq and is a predicted model, not a curated record. The transcript is spliced from 8 exons. Bases 41 to 2677 code for a protein of 878 amino acids.
AAGAAACUUGCGUUAUUGAUUUUACAUUGACGGCCGGGGGAUGAUGAGACGUGCAAAAGUACUACGCAAUGCUUUGCUUUUCUCACGACCUUGUCGUCUGAAAUCUUUAAAAAGGAGCGACGCAAAGUGGACGCUUCGGCACUUGUCAAAGAUGUUCAUUUCGUCUCAGCGGACAAUCUUUUGCUUGGUUAUAUGGAUCGUCCAUUUAGUCGAGGAUGGAGAAGCCAGGCAACGAUUAUACCACGAGGGAAAUCCUUUGAUAGAAGAAUUCGUGAUUUAUCCCUGGGUCGGUCCGGUAUUUCAACCCAAUUAUCGUCCAUCUACUUUUCGAGAUUUGUAUGGAACGAGGCCGAAUGAAGGGCGAAAGUUGUGGUCGAAAUUAAUGAAUAGCUUCAGGAAAGGCAACGUGUUUCGACCGUCCGUCCUUCCGAUAGCACAAACGCUCAAUGGAAUGGGGACAGGGACAGAGUUGGCAAAUAACUUGAUAGCCGCUAUGGGAGUAGAGGGACUGCAACGGAUCGCUGAAUUAGUGGCAAAUCAUCUACCGGGAGUCAUCGGACCACCGGGACCGCCUGGACCGCAAGGAUCGCCAGGAUCGUCAGGAUCCGGGUGGGUUGGGCAACUUCCGGAAGGUUUUCCAACAUUGGGAGCGAAUGGUGGCGAAAAGGGUGAAACAGGUGGAUGGGUACAGGGGCCACAGAUAUUACCACCUGAGUGGCUGAAAGGUGAGAAAGGAGAAAAGGGAGAAAGAGGCGACUGCACUUGCCAGGAAGUAAUCACGACGCCGGCAACUACCGAGUGCCCAACCACCAGUCCUUCAACAACAGAAGUGCCGCCAACAACAACAGAAACAGCAGAAACAACAACAGGAACAGAAACAACAACAGAAGUUCCACUAACGACAACAGAAACAACAACAGAAGUUCUGCCAACAACAACGGACGCGCUGCCAACAACAAAAGUUCCGCCAACAACAGAAAUUCCGCCAACAACAAUAGAAACAACAACAGAAGUUCCGCUAACGACAACAGAAGUUCCACCAACAACUGAAGUUAUGCCAACAACAUUAGAAACAACAACAGAAGUUUUGCCAACAACAACGGACGCGCUGCCAACAACAGAAGUUCCGCCAACGACUGAGGUUCUGCCAACAGCAGCAACAACAGAAGUUCCGCCAACAACAACAGAAGCUCUGCCACCAACAACAGAAACAACAAACACUGAUCCAACCACAGAGGGCCAAACGAGCACCGACGAGGGAGAGCCAACAACAACAACAGAAGAGUCAACAACAGAAGGACUAAUAACAACAACAACAACCGAUGAAGCGACCCCAACCACACCAACAACUGAGCAAACUGAAGUGACGGAUGCAAUGACAACGUCUGUUACCUCCCCUGGAUCAACAACAGACGAAGCAACAACCCAUGAAACAACAACAAAUAUGACACCGGAACCAACUGAUUUCACGACAAAAGAAGAAGAAAUGACGACGGACGAGGUCACCACCACGACAACACCAGAAGAAACAACCACCACUGAAUCAACAAAUGCGCCAACAACGACACCUGUGCCAACUACACAAACAGACGCAUCAACCGAAACAACCGAAGAGCCCACCACAACAACAACUACGACUCCCACCACAACAACAACAACAAAAAAACCGCCUCCUACGGAACCAGUUGUCGUCGACUGUGGCGAGACAAUCAUCUAUCAAAAUGCGACAUGGGAAUCGUCCAACUUAUUCAACUUGGAAUCAAUGCCCGACAUUUGCGUGUUGACCAUCCGAUUGAAUUCCAGCGAGAGCGACAAAGUUGAACAAGAACCCAUCUGCCAAAUACGACUCGAUUUCAACCAAUUUUCCAUCGCUCAGCCCAACCGACAGAGCAACUGCGUCACCGACAAUUUCAAAGCUUUCAACGCUGAAAAUCAUAUCCCAACGAUAUGCGGCGACAACCCAGGCCAACACUUGUAUUUAAAGCCAAGAAACCGCGCGAAAGAAGUCCAAUUGGUUUUCAAAUUCGGCCAAUCUCCAAUUAGACGAUUUUGGAACAUGCACGUCACUCUAGUUCCCUGCUGUGCCGAUCAUCUCUUGGCGCCUAUUGAUUGCCUGCAAUACUUCAACGAUUACCGAGGGAUUGUCAAAUCUUUUAACUGGAUCGAUUCACCAUCCGUAAACAAAGCGUCAAACCACCCGAGGCAAUUGGCCAAUCAACAGUACAACAUUUGCUUCAAAGCAGAUUCCAUGGCCAAAUCAAUUUGCUACACCCCUUGUAAAACGACUGGAUUGGCGUUCAGUAUAAGCCAAAAUGCUCUUCGGGGUCCAUUCCGUGCGGGAGUGGGCGUAACCGAUUGCAAUGAGGACUUUUUACUCAUCGCCAACGGUUACGACAAAUUCAACAAGGGCCAAAGGAACGACAGAUUCUGCGGCACUAUAUUCAAUCCUAACGGAAAUGUCACGGCCAAUCACGUAGACCAAAUCGCUGCUGGAUCGACCACUAUUUGCUCCGACAUCAAACCGUUUCAAUUUCACUACACGACCAACAUGAACGAGCUUCCGGUAGAUGUGGCCAACAACGGAUUUUGCUUGCAAUACAAUCAAGAAAUGAAUAAAAACCUACCGCUCAUUUUGGAUGAGAAGAAUUACUAUUCUCAAUUGGCCGAAUACAAUUAAUUUCAUGUUAAUAAAAAUUGAGGGGGAGGGCGCUUCACGUGGUUACUAAAAUUUUAUAAUCGUCAUCUUUUGUUUAAUAUCAAUUUGAUACGCCAUCUUUUAUUUAAUAAAACAACUGCAUUUUUGGUUUUUCUGUUAA